This is a messenger RNA of Paralichthys olivaceus (Japanese flounder), 1798 nucleotides long. The record is from RefSeq and is a predicted model, not a curated record. NCBI's taxonomy places the organism in Eukaryota, Metazoa, Chordata, Actinopteri, Pleuronectiformes, Paralichthyidae.
UUGAGUCAAACUCAAUCGAUGCCAGAGUAAUCGACGAGCGGCUUGAAACAGUUUCUUCCUCGUCGGUGGAUUUCCCCUCGUGUCUGUCGGUGCUGGUUCGAACCAAAAUGAACAUCGACUUGACCUUCUCCUCUCGUCGGUCUCCGGUGGUGUGUUCACGCGGCUGUGUCGCGUCCAGUCAGCCGCUGGCUUCAGCCGCAGGACUGGAUGUCCUGAAGCGUGGUGGCAAUGCGGCGGAUGCUGCAGUUGCCAUAGCAGCAGCACUGGCGGUGACUGAGCCGUGCAGCACCGGCCUUGGUGGAGACGCCUUCUGCUUGUUCUUCAACGGAAACACCGGAGAGAUCCGAGGAAUUAACGGCAGUGGUCGUUCGCCCCGAGCUCUGACCCUGGAGUUCCUGGAAGGCCGCGGGUACACAGCAGAGGCCCCUCCUUCACCUUUUGACGUGCUUAAUGUCACAGUUCCUGGGGCCCCUGCGUGUUGGUGUGACACCGUACAGAUGUUUGGUAGUCACAAGCUGUCAUUUCAGGAGGUGCUGAGCGGCGCGGUGGAGCUCGCAGAGGUGGGGUUUCCUGUCGCCAAGGUGACAGCUCACCACUGGGCGAAAUGGGUGGCCGCUCUGAGAGAUGAUGGGAAGGAACUAGGUGGGGACCUCCUGAUUGACAGUCAUGCGCCAAAAUGUGGCCAAGUAUUCAGAAACCACGCCCUGGCCAAGACGCUAAAGGAGCUGGGUGAACGGGGAAAACCGGCGUUCUACCAGGGCAGAGUGGCCCAAGCCAUCGCUGAUGUCAUCAGCCAACACGGAGGAGUCAUGACCCUGGAAGAUCUCAGCGCCCAUGACAGUGAGGUCAUCACGCCCAUAAGCACAGAGUACAAGGGCGUGCGUCUGUGGGAGCCCCCACCUAACAGUCAGGGACCGGCUGCCCUGCUGCUGCUCAACAUCCUGGAGAACUUCCCUCUCAAAGCUAUGGGCCAUAACAGCUCCGACUACAUCCAUGUGUUGGUGGAGGCUGUGCGUCUGGCACUAACAGAUGCUCUGCGUUACCUUGGUGAUCCAGACCAUGUGACCGUCCCUCUGGAAACCUUACUGGACAAGAGCUACAGCCGUCAGCGAGCGCAGCUCAUUAGCAUGGACAGGGCCAUGGAGGGAUUGGAGCCGGGCCUGAUGACAGGAAGUGACACAGUCUAUUUCUGUGUGAUGGACAGUGAAGGGAACGCCUGCUCAUUCGUUAACAGCACCUACAUGGGCUUUGGGACUGGGCUCGUCCCAAAGGAUUGUGGAUUCUCACUACAGAAUCGCGGUGCCAGUUUUUCUCUGCGUCGUGACCAUGUCAACUGUGUCGCCGGGGGGAAACGGCCGUACCACACCAUAAUAGCUGCGCUCCUCACUGCCUCUGCAGCCGAAUCACAAAAAACACAACUCCUCGCUGCACUCGGGGUGAUGGGGGCUUUGAUGCAAACACAAGGACACGUCCAGGUGUUGCUCAACAUGCUGGAGUUCGGGAUGGAUCCUCAACAAGCUCUGGACGCACCGAGAGUCCACGUAGAAUAUCACAGAAAAAUGACAGGUUCGUUUACUGUGUGUGCUAGUGACUCGUGCAUAGAACAUGAGUUUCUUUUCUGUUUCUCUUCAUUGAAACACACAGGCCACAAGAGGUCUCAGUUUGGGCGGGGACAGAUCAUCACAGUGGGGGAUUGGUGGAAUCCAUCUGUCAAUCAAGCUGAGUGUCCGACCAGGGUGCUGUGGGCGGGAUCGGACCCCAGAGCUGACGGAUGUGCUCAGGGAUACUAGACACAUGU